Molecule: messenger RNA, 1779 nt
Organism: Rhizoctonia solani
Lineage: Eukaryota; Fungi; Basidiomycota; Agaricomycetes; Cantharellales; Ceratobasidiaceae
Product: importin subunit beta-1
Exons: 12
Coding region: 1-1779 (592 amino acids)
Biological process (GO): protein import into nucleus
Cellular component (GO): cytoplasm; nucleus
Molecular function (GO): nuclear import signal receptor activity
Source: RefSeq, a predicted model, not a curated record
AUGAAUGCACUCACAGCUAUUGGUCAAAUUUGCGAAGUUGUGCCACCUUCUUCACUUAGCUCUCGUUCCAACGAAAUCCUUACUGCCGUUGUGCAAGGUGCCCGGCGGGAAGAGCCAAGCCCCGAGGUUCAAGGUGCCGCUAUUACAGCUCUUUUGAACUCUUUGGAGUUUAUCAGGGAUAACUUUGAGCGCGAGGGAGAGCGUAACUACCUGAUGCAAGUAGUUUGCGAGGCCACUCAGAGCGAAAACCACCCUGUCCAAGUGGGAGCGUUUGAAUGCUUGGUGAAGAUUAUGAGUCUGUACUAUGACAAGAUGGGCUUUUAUAUGGAACGAGCCCUGUUCGGGGUGACUUACGUAGUGGGUAUGAAAAACCCAGACGAAAAGGUUGCACUUCAAGCAGUUGAAUUUUGGUCGACUGUCGCCGAAGAGGAAAUUGAGCUCAAGAUGGAAGAAGCAGAGGCACUUGAAUAUGGUGAUCUGCCCGAACGGGAGAACAAAAAGUUCGCAACGACUGCACUUAAUGACAUUGUCCCAGUUUUACUCCAGCUCCUUACCCAGCAAGAGGAAGACGCGGACGAGGAUGAAUGGAAUAUUUCUAUGGCUGCUGGAACUUGUCUUGCGCUCCUGGCUCAGGCGGUUGACGACGCGAUCGUUCCGGUGGUCCUUCCGUUCAUUGAGACGAACAUCAAACAUGACGACUGGCAUCUACGUGAGGCUGCUGUGAUGGUAUUCGGCUCUAUCCUUGAGGGGCCCGAUCCAAACGUUCUUGCGGGGCUCGUCAGUCAGGCGCUCCCGGUCCUUAUUGCCAUGAUGGCCGAUUCAAACGCUGCUGUGAAGGAUACUACUGCAUGGACCCUUGGACGAAUUUGUGAGCUCCUUGUCGGCUUUCUCCUGAACCCGGCCCGACGGACACCUGCAGCAACUUCAACUCUGUCGCCGUUCUAUCAAGGUAUUGUUGACAAGUUGUUGGUGGUGACCGAAAAACCCACCAACGAAUCCAACUUCCGUACUGCGGCUUAUGAAGCUUUGAACGCCUACAUCGCGAACGCCAGUGCUGACACCUUUAAUGCGGUCUCCCAAAUUACGCUUACAGUGCUUCAGCGCAUGGAAACCCUCUUGAAUAUUCAGAACGAGCUGCUUAAUAUCGACGAUCGAUCUAAUUGGGCCGAGCUACAGAGCAAUUUCUGUAGCGUCAUCAUUAGCGUGAUUCGCAAGAUGGGCGCCCAGGUCAAACCGCUAGCUGAUAGGAUCAUGACCCUCACAUUGCGACUUGUCCAGGCUGCAGGGAAGCAGUCGACCAUCCUGGAAGACGGAUUCUUGGUUGUCGGGACUAUGUCAUCUGCCCUCGGACAGGACAUCCAGCCUUAUUUGGAGGCAUUCCUACCUAUUAUUGUUGCAGCGCUGAAGAACCACGAGGACGCAGCACUUUGCACUGUUUGUAUCGGUACCAUCGGUGAUAUUGCCCGCGCUUUGCAAGAAAAGACUGUUCAAUAUGCCGCUGCAUUCAUCAGUCUAUUACUCGAAAGCUUGCAGAGUCAGGUUAUGGGCCGAAAUGUUAAGAUUCAAGUCCUUGCUUGCUUUGGUGAUGUUGCGCUUUCGAUUGGCCCCGAGUUCGCCCCUUACCUGGAGACCGCAAUGACCGUCUUGAAGCAGGCGGGCGAGAUCCAACCCAACCCGAUGGACUACGAGAUGGUUGACUACGUUGCUCAACUACGUGAGGGUAUACUCGACGCAUAUGUUGGCAUUGUGGCUGGCUUCAAGUCUGCUGAUAAGUCCUAA